GUCAGUGUUGUUUUUGUGACAGCUGAAAUAGGUUGUUAGUUGGUUUAUUGUGUUUUGCGUUGGUGGUGUUUUCUGCAAGUGGAUUUUUUUACACAUCAGGAAAGCAAAUAAUUUAUUGCGUGCAAGUUGUGAAAAUUACAGUACUCCUUUGAGUAAUUGCUUCUUUUUAUUACACCCCUACGUUGUAAUAAUAAAUUAAAUGCAUUUUGUAUGAAUUCGCAAGUAGCAGAAAAUAAACUUGUGUACGGAUUUACAAGUUUAUAAUUGAAUGAAAAUGUGCGCGCUUUGUUGCAAUUGUAAAAUGUAAAAUAAAAACAAAAAUUAGUGAAUUAUUACGAGAUUUACGUUGGCUGUGCAGCAGCAGUCGGUGGUUGGUACAUAGCGGUGUACAAGCAAGCAGCGUAUGCAAUUGCAGUUGACGUUGACUGUGUUGCACCAGCUGAAGUUAUUGUUUGUUAAAUAUACUUCGCUAAAAUAAAAAAAAGCGUGUGUGCUACUUCUCACUAAAAAAUAAAAAAUAAAAAAAUCUUGCAAAAAAAAGGUUCAUAAGUGCGUACAUAUGUAUGUGCAAGCAAUUUCAGGUGUGCUAAUAAGUGAAAUAUCUAAUUAUACAUUUUUGUUAAAAAAAACUACGACAUGGUGAUAAAUAACCAAUAAGCCUUUGGCAGAAUUAAAGUUAAUAUGCUGGUAUAUAGAGCGUAAAAAAGAUAACUAAUGGAAUUUUUAACUAUUUAUUGCGAAUUUGAUAGAUCAGUGUGCAAUUAAAUAUUUUCUCAGGAAAGAGCUAAGACGAAAUUCUGCUCUCACAGCAACAACAACAAUAAGAAAACACACAAUCCGAGUAGAACCCAAAAAAAAUGUCCUGAAUAGGUGUUGUUAGGUGGUAGUAUGGUGAAAUCUACGCGCAGUGCUGUAGUGAAGCAAAAAAGCAAAGAAACAAGAAUUGCGCUAGCAGCAAGCAGUCAACGUGCGGCGAAAAAGCAAAAAUAAAAAAGUAGUUGAAGGUUAUUUAAAAUAUUCUGCUUUUAUUGCUUUAUACAUACAUCUCUUCCCCUUCCCGUACUGCGCAGGCGAACAAAUCUAAACAAAGAAACAAGUAUUAAGAACAGUGGAAAGUAAAGAAGUGAAGAACCAGAGCGACCGAUACGUUCAUGUGUCCAACAAUCGUUUACAAAUGUAUAGUUGUUGUUGUUAUUGUUGGUCGUUCUUUAUUUCAUAUUUCAUUGUGUCCUCUCAAUGCAGUGUAAACAAAAAAUCAAGUGUCAUCCGCCAAGCGCCAAGUUUUGUUCGAAAACAACAACGACAACAACAAUAACGAAGUGCUAUAGUAGCAAAGGCAAAUCAGUGCUACUUUAGUUGGUCGAGCAUGUGUACAAGGGAGUGCGCUAUAGUGUGUAUUGAAAAGUGGAAAGUAACGUUGCAUACAUGUGUGUGUUUUAGCGGAGAGUGAGUGAGUGGUUCCAAUAAGAAAUAAGGACAGUAUUCGCACGGCAGACGCACAAGCAAGUAUUUACAUAUUUAGUGAAUUAGUAUAAAAAUUAGUAAUUUAUUACUAUUUAAUGUGCAGUAAUAUUUCCAUAAAAUAAAUAAUGCAAUUUUUAUAACGAAAAUAAUUAAACCAAGUUGUAAUUACAAACAAUUUAACGCACACAAGUGUACGUAAGCGGCGCAGUAGGCAGCGCAAAACGUCGCAGCAGCAGCAGCGAACCCACGUAUGUGCAAUCGCAAGUGAGAGAGCGAGAGAGAGUGUGUGUGUACGAAACAAUACUAGCGUCCAGUGUACGCAGUUGUAGAAAGCGAACGAGAGCUGCAGCGUAUGUAAAGCAGAGAAAUACGUAGCAAAGCGUUGGACGAUUGGAAAAAAUGUAAAGCAAAGCAAUGCAAAUGUCAAUAAACUCUAUAAAGGGGAAUAUUUAUUCAACAUGGGACUACAUCAACGACAUCUAUCGAACUUCUACAAAUUGCACGAGCACACCUUGAAACAAGAAAGAAUUUUAUAAAAAAGCAUAGUCAAAUAACUGUCUAUAAAAUCAAAAAUAACGGAUUAGCGCAUAAGCUCGACUUAUUUUUCCACAAAAAGUAAAAGACAACGCACAAUUUUUAAUUAUAAGUAAUAAUGUCCUCCACUAAGGCAGAGAGCGCCGCUGGCGCCAAUCCCACAUUGGCGGCAUUUGGCUCAACGCUGGCCGGGAGUGCAUUCCAGCUGCCCGUGAAUAUGCAUAACCAUGCACAACUUGCUACGAAUGGCAGUAACGUACACAGUACGAAUGGCACAACUACAACCACCACAACAACAACAACGCGCAACAAUAUCUCCGUUACGAAUAUCAAAUGCGAAAUGGAUGAGGGUGUUGUGGCAACACUAAUGCCCAACGGCAACAAUAUAGUGCCUGUCAUCGCCACAACGGGCGCUGCUAGCUAUUAUAACGGUGCUAGCAGCGGUGGCUUGGGUAUACGCAUACCAGUGACGAAAGCAGAAGAUUCUGAUUCUGAAGCUGAGUUGACGAAUAUUGAAAAUUUAAAAGUGACGCGACGAGCGCACAACAAUGCCGACAGCAGCAGUGGCACAAUGAGCACGGGGGGUGUGGUCAGUAUUGGCGGCAACGGUAACGCCAAUGGAAAUCACAAUAAGAAUGGGCCGCGACCCAUGUCAUGGGAGGGUGAACUCUCUGAAACGGAGACGACUGAAACGGAACUCAUGGAGACGGAGAACUCUUUGAGUAACAGUGGCGUGGCGACACACAAUUUCAACGCAACAAGCAUAGGUGUGGCGGUGAUUAAGAAGGAGGCGACCACAACAACGCCAGGACACACAUUGGCGCCAACGCCUACGCAUCCCCUAAAGCCCGAGCAAAUGGAACAGGUUUCCGUUGAAGUGCAUGGUGGCGCAUUAGCUGGUCUGGGUUCCACACUGCGCAGCGGUUUAGGCAGCAGCAGUAGCGCGGGUAGUCUUUAUUCCGCCACACAUACAAAGCUGGCGCCCACACAAAGUGAUCCCAUCAAUUUGAAGUAUGAACCCGAUGCUGCUGCUGCUGCAGGUUUAAUGCCUACUGGAGCUAAUGUUAAUUCGCCGCUUUUGACACGCAACAAGUCUGCUACAUUGCCCCUGCCUGCCAAUCCCAGCCCCGAUUCUGCCAUACAUUCCGUCUAUACGCACAGCUCACCGUCGCAGUCACCGUUGACCUCGCGUCAUGCGCCCUACACACCUUCGCUCAGUCGCAACAAUAGCGAUGCAUCGCAUAGCUCUUGCUACUCCUACAGCUCAGAGUUCAGCCCGACACAUUCACCCAUACAGGGUAGACAUGCGCCACCGGCGCCAGCACUCUAUGGCAACUUCAAUGGUUCGUUGCAUCAUUCGGUGAUCUAUCGGCCCAUCUCGGUAUCGGAUAGCGCUGCCAGUGGUGUGACUGGUAACGGUAAUGCCGGCGGUAACUGCAGUGCAGAAGCGCAAAAUCUUAGCAUGGACACAAAGGUUUCACCACUGAAUAUCGGUCUGGAAGGUUUGCCAGCUUCACCGGCUGGUAUUUCACGUCAGCAGCUCAUCAAUUCGCCGUGUCCGAUUUGUGGCGAUAAAAUCUCCGGCUUCCAUUAUGGUAUUUUCUCGUGCGAAUCUUGUAAGGGCUUCUUUAAGCGUACCGUACAGAAUCGAAAAAACUAUGUGUGUGUACGUGGCGGUCCGUGUCCAGUUAGUAUUUCGACGCGUAAAAAAUGUCCCGCCUGUCGUUUUGAGAAAUGCCUGCAGAAGGGCAUGAAGCUCGAGGCAAUACGUGAGGAUCGUACGCGUGGCGGACGUUCUACAUACCAGUGCUCAUAUACACUGCCCAACUCGAUGCUGAGUCCGUUAAUGAGUCCGGAGCAGCAGGGUGUGGCGGCGGCGGUUGCAGCAGCUGCAGCGGCUGCUGCUAAUCAGCAACAACAACAGCAUGGGCGAUUGGGUGCGCAAAUGGCUCAUUCAAUGUGCGCACAACAACAACAUCAUACGUUGAACGGGCUGUCAGCGGGUCUCGGCGCUGCACAAUCCAUAAUCAAGUCGGAGCAAUGCGACGAAAGUAGCGCCUCAGCGCGUACAACAAACAUUCCAACGCUGUUGCAGGAAAUCAUGGAUGUUGAGCAUUUGUGGCAAUAUAAUGAAGCGGAAUUGGCACGUCUUAAUCAACCGAUCUCAACAUCGUCUUCAUCUUCUUCCAAUGCAUCUUCGUCUUCAUCAUCAACAGCGUCCGCAGGUAGUACUGCAACCGGUAAUCCACAAAUGACAAACCCACUAUUGGCCAGCGCAGGUUUUGGCAAUGGCGAAAACACCAAUCCCGAUCUGAUUGCACACCUGUGCAAUGUGGCCGAUCAUCGGCUGUAUAAGAUCGUAAAAUGGUGCAAGAGCUUGCCACUCUUCAAGCAUAUUUCGAUCGACGAUCAAAUCUGCCUGCUCAUCAAUUCGUGGUGUGAGUUGUUGCUCUUCUCGUGCUGCUAUCGUUCGAUCGAUACGCCCGGCGAAAUCAAAAUGUCACAAGGCAAGAAGAUUAGCUUGGCGCAGGCGAAAUCAAGUGGCUUACAGGUGAGCAGCAAGCAAAGAAAUGCCUGCAUUGAACGCAUGUUGAACAUGACAGAAAAUUUGAGACGUUUGCGCGUCGAUCGCUAUGAAUAUGUUGCCAUGAAAGUGAUUGUGCUGCUACAGUCGGACACCAGUGAAUUGCAUGAGCCCGUCAAGGUGCGCGAAUGCCAGGAGAAGGCGCUGCAGGCCUUACAGGCCUACACGCUUGCGCACUACCCAGAUACGCCGUCGAAAUUCGGCGAGUUGCUGCUGCGCAUACCAGAUCUACAAAAGACCUGCCAGCUUGGCAAGGAAAUGCUCACCAUUAAAUCACGGGACGGCGGUGAUUUCAAUUUGCUUAUGGAAUUAUUGCGUGGAGAGCAUUGACAAAUGUGGUUGCAUAGUACGUGCAGUAAGAGAAACAACAACAACAACCCGAAAAUGCAGCAAGGGUAUCAACACAUACAAAUUGCCAGCUGCUCAAGUGGCAAAGUGCAAUGGAUUUAGCCGCUUCGAAAGCUAUUGGUUGUGCUUAAAAUGGCGGCGCGACCAUGUUUUGCUGUUAGUUUUUUUCGGAAAUGUGCCACCAAGUUUCCGCAAGCGUAUCAAACAACAAAAUAUUCGCGACAUGCCGAAUAUAGAACGAAGACAGCUUAAAAUAAAUAAAAAAUUUAAAAGAAAAACCAUUAAAUUAGUGAAUGUUAGAUAUCGAAGAAUGGCAAACAGAGCGUAAACUAAAAUAUUUUAGUAAUUAUACUACGCAUAAGAGUAAUUUAGUAAUCGAUUGUGCAGUUUUAAAUUUAAUAGUAUCUAACAUUUUAGUAUUUUUUUACUAUGCCCAUAAAAAAACCCUAUUUUAUGUAUUUUACGUGCAUUAAAUUAAGUAAUUAGACUAGAGUAUAGCAUAAUACAUAAGUUAGUAUGUAAUUGAAUCAACUUAAAUGAAAAAAAAGAAACUUGAAUAUGAAAAACAUGUGCCUAAAUGAGAAACGUUAAUGAAACUGAUAGAAAAAUGCAACAUAUAAAAAUGAA
Bactrocera oleae (olive fruit fly) is the source of this 5557-nucleotide messenger RNA. It is a transcript of the gene Hr39, whose product is annotated as Nuclear hormone receptor FTZ-F1 beta. The record is from RefSeq and is a predicted model, not a curated record. Gene Ontology annotation, biological process: tissue development; regulation of transcription by RNA polymerase II; hormone-mediated signaling pathway. Gene Ontology annotation, molecular function: RNA polymerase II cis-regulatory region sequence-specific DNA binding; zinc ion binding; nuclear receptor activity. NCBI's taxonomy places the organism in Eukaryota, Metazoa, Arthropoda, Insecta, Diptera, Tephritidae. Gene Ontology annotation, cellular component: RNA polymerase II transcription regulator complex.